GGUGACGUCAUGCGCCGCCUCCCAGCAGCCCCCGGGGCCGGGGGAGGGGGGAGGGGGUCCCCGCCCCUCCCCCGCCGACCCCCGACCCCCGACCCCGGCGCCAUGGCGGCCGAGGCGCCGACGCCCCCCAGGUCCCUGGGGGCCGGUGACAGCGACGGGCGGGAGGAGCCGGCAGGAGCCAGGGACCUGCUGCCAUUGGCCGCCGCCGCUGCCGUCGCCUGGAUGGAGCCGUCACCGGCGCCUGGCGUCGCCCUCCCCGGCGAGGAGGAGGAGGAGGAGGAGCAAGAUGAGGGAGAACGUGGCGAUGGAGAAAGUAGUGACGGAGAAUGCGUCGAUGGAGAUGGAGAACGUGGUGAGGAGGACCAUAGUGAGGAAGAACAUGGUGAGGAGGACCAUGGUGAUGGAGAACAUGGUGAGGAAGAACGUGGUGACGGAGGACAUGGCGAGGAAGAACAUGGUGAUGAAGAACAUGGUAUGGAGGACCUUGGUGAUGGAGGACAUGGUAAGGAAGAACAUGGUGAUGGAGAACAUGGUGUGGAGGACCUUGGUGAUGGAGAACAUGGUGAUGGAGACCAUGGUGAUGGAGAACAUGGUAUGGAGAACCAUGGUGAUGGAGAACAUGGUAUGGAGGACCUUGGUGAUAGAGAACAUGGUGAUGGAGAACAUGGUAUGGAGGACCUUGGUGAUAGAGAACAUGGUGAUGGAGAACAUGGUAUGGAGAACCAUGGUGAUGGAGAACAUGGUAUGGAGGACCUUGGUGAUGGAGAACAUGGUGAUGGAGAACAUGGUAUGGAGAACCAUGGUGAUGGAGAACAUGGUAUGGAGAACCAUGGUGAUGGAGAACAUGGUAUGGAGGACCUUGGUGAUAGAGAACAUGGUGAUGGAGAACAUGGUAUGGAGAACCAUGGUGAUGGAGAACAUGGUAUGGAGGACCUUGGUGAUGGAGAACAUGGUGAUGGAGAACAUGGUAUGGAGAACCAUGGUGAUGGAGAACAUGGUGUGGAGGACCUUGCUGAUGGAGAACAUGGUGAUGGAGAACAUGGUAUGGAGAACCAUGGUGAUGGAGAACAUGGUAUGGAGAACCAUGGUGAUGGAGAAUAUGGUGAUGGAGAACAUGGUAUGGAGGACCUUGGUGAUGGAGAACAUGGUGAUGGACAACAUUUUAUGGAGGACCUUGGUGACAGAGGACGUGGCGAGGCAGCCGAGGAGGCCGAGGAGGAGGAGGAGGAGGCGGCCGAAGGCCAGCGGUGCGGCGAGUGCGGCCGGGCCGGGGCGCGCCGGGGCGAGCGGCCCCACGCCUGCGGCGAGUGCGGCAAGCGCUUCCGGCGCGGCGCCACGCUGGCCGAGCACCGGCGGACCCACACGGGCGAGCGGCCCUUCGGCUGCGGCGACUGCGGCGCCCGCUUCACCCAGCGCUCCACGCUGGCCCACCACCGGCGGACCCACACGGGCGAGCGGCCCCACGCCUGCGGCGACUGCGGCAAGCGCUUCGCCCGCCGCUCCACCCUGGCCGCCCACCGGCGCGUCCACACGGGCGAGCGGCCCUACGCCUGCGGCGACUGCGGCCGCCGCUUCGCCGUCAGCUCCGACCUGGCCAAGCACCGGCGGACCCACGGCGGCGCCAAGCCCUACGCCUGCGGCGAGUGCGGCAAGAGCUUCGGGCAGAGCUCCAAGCUGCUGCGGCACCGCGUCACCCACACCGGCGAGAAGCCCUUCGCCUGCCCCGAGUGCGGCAAGAUCUUCAGCCAGAGCUCCAACCUGGCCGAGCACCGGCGGACCCACGGCGCCGGCGGGCGCCGGCACCUCUGCCCGCUCUGCGGCAAGGCCUUCGCCCUCGGCGCCUACCUGGCCAAGCACCGGCUGACGCACACGGGCGAGCGGCCGUACCGCUGCACCGAGUGCGGCAAGGCCUUCCGGCAGAGCUCCAACCUGCUGCAGCACCAGCGGGUGCACACGGGCGAGCGGCCCUUCACCUGCGCCCAGUGCGGCAAGAGCUUCUGCCAGAACUCCCACCUGGCCAAGCACCGGCGCACGCACACGGGCGAGCGGCCCUACCGCUGCGGCGACUGCGGCAAGAGCUUCCGGCAGAGCGCCAACCUCCUGGAGCACCGGCACACGCACACGGGCGAGCGGCCCUACCGCUGCGCCCGCUGCGGCAAGACCUUCGGCUGGAGCUCGGCCUUCAGCAAGCACCAGCGCACGCACCUGCCCUGAGCCGCCGCCCCCGCCGCCGCCCCACGCCUCGUCCGCGCUCUGGGUCCUCCAGCCGGCGACCAGCGUCCUGCUCCGGCUCCGUGGCCCCAGCCC
Rhea pennata is the source of this 2307-nucleotide messenger RNA. RefSeq names its product zinc finger protein 774-like. The transcript is spliced from 5 exons. NCBI's taxonomy places the organism in Eukaryota, Metazoa, Chordata, Aves, Rheiformes, Rheidae. Bases 10 to 2214 code for a protein of 734 amino acids. The record is from RefSeq and is a predicted model, not a curated record.